Molecule: messenger RNA, 2419 nt
Organism: Orbicella faveolata
Lineage: Eukaryota; Metazoa; Cnidaria; Anthozoa; Scleractinia; Merulinidae
Product: endoplasmic reticulum disulfide reductase DNAJC10-like
Biological process (GO): IRE1-mediated unfolded protein response
Cellular component (GO): endoplasmic reticulum lumen
Molecular function (GO): misfolded protein binding; protein-disulfide reductase activity; oxidoreductase activity, acting on a sulfur group of donors, disulfide as acceptor
Source: RefSeq, a predicted model, not a curated record
AUGAAACAUGCGCAGUACGCGAAACAUAAGACCUUGACGUGUCAGCCGCGUGAGAUAAGGGGUCUGGGAAGCAGUUGUUAUGUCAGAUCUUUCAAAAUCACAAAUCGUAGGACUCCCGGUAAAGAAUGAAUAAGCCGCUGUUAUUUAUCUUAUUUUCCAGUUUUCUAUAUUAUCCAGUGUUCUCCGAGGACUACUAUGAAUUAUUAGGAAUAUCUAGGGACGCAAGCCAAAAGGACAUUCGUAAAGCAUUUAAAAAACUAGCUCUUAAGCUUCAUCCGGAUAAAAACCCGGAUGACCCUCAAGCACACGAAAGGUUUACAACGAUUAAUAAAGCAUAUGAAGUUUUAAAAGGUAGGUAUUAUAUAUUAGAGACCUUGUUUCAAUGUCACAAACACAUUUGGCUCUCUAAUAAACCUAAUUCUCCCAAUCCCCCAAGAAUUUAUGAUGAUGACCCAGAGAUUAUUACAUUAAGCUACUCUGAUUUCCAGGUGUCUGUGGAAGGAAGUGAUGACAUCUGGUUCAUUAACUUUUAUUCUCCAUUUUGUUCCCAUUGUCAUGAUUUAGCACCAACGUGGCGAGAAGUUGCACGAGAACUUGAGGGAGUUAUCAGAUUUGGUGCCGUUAACUGUCAAGAAGAGUGGAAUUUGUGUCGACAACAAGGAAUUCACAGUUACCCGUCUCUUGUACUUUAUCCAACACAUGAGUUCCAUCGUGGCUCUAGAAGUACAAGAUCCCUUGUCAAGUUCAUACUGGACUCUUUAGAAGUGAAUCUCUUUGAUUUAUGGGAAGGUAACUUUGAAAAGCAUAUAAACAAGGGUGAUCAACCUUGGUUGAUUGACUUCUGUGUCCCAGAAGGAGAUUGCCUUUCAUCAGAAACAAGAAUUAAACUUUCUGCUAUUUUGGUAAGCUUUAUAGUUGGUCAUGUUGACUGUAGCAAAGAAACAGAGAUAUGCCAGCGGGUUCAUCUCAGGAAGUAUCCUAUGAUAGCCCUGUUUAAGACACACGGACACUAUGAAUGGCACCAUGGUCGCUUUACCGCUCACGACAUUGCUGUUUUUGCCAAAGAAAGUGCGUCUUCCAGCGUACAAACUCUAGGACCAGACGACUUCCCAGCGAAAGUUACACGACCUGAUCUUCCAUUCUUUGUGGAUUUCUUUGCACCAUGGUGCCCACCUUGCAUGCGUCUGUUACCUGAAUACAGGAAAGCAGCUCGGUCAUUUGAUUAUAAUGAAGUUGGUUUUGGUACUGUAGACUGCACUAUUCACUCAAAUCUUUGCAAUAUGUACAACAUUCGCUCCUAUCCGACCACCAUCCUAUACAAUAACAGCAUUCCUCAUCAGUUCACUGGACAUCACACGGCGGCUGAUCUAGUGGAGUUUAUUGAGAACACCCUGAAACCUGCAGUUGUACAGCUGACGCCCGAAACAUUCCAGUCUUUGGUUGCGGAGAGAACUAAGGGAGAAACAUGGCUUGUUGAUUAUUAUGCUCCGUGGUGCGGACCCUGUAAUGAACUGUCUCCUGACUGGAAUAAACUGGCCAAGCUAAUGGAGGGAGAGGCUGGUGUUGGCUCGGUCGACUGUCAGAAGUAUCGGUCUUUCUGCCAGGAGCAGGGUGUCAAUUCAUAUCCCACAAUCCGUCUGUAUCCCCACCAUAGCCAGGGAUCACGCAACUACGUGAGCCACCGUGGAUGGCGUGACGUGGAUUCGCUCUACAGCUGGGCCUUCAAGCACCUUCCCUCAUUGGUAACGCAACUCAAUUACCAGGCAUUCCUUGAUAACGUUCUUGACAGCGAGGAUGCCUGGAUCAUCGAUUUUUAUGCUCCUUGGUGCGGGCACUGCAUACAGUUUGCCCCAGACUUUGAAAAAGCAGCCAAGCUGUUAGAUGGACGUGUCAAGGCUGGUAAGGUUGACUGUGAACAGGAGUAUCAUCUGUGUUCGGAGGCUGAUGUGCGAGCUUAUCCCACUGUGAAGUUAUACCUAGGUGCACCAGGAGAUGGAAUGACUCAGCCGGUAAAUGGUCACUUGAAUAUUGAAACUCAGAACCCGCACAAAAUCCGGCAUAUUGCUCUGCAAUCACUGGAAGAAUACAAAGCUGAUUUAGAGGAGGGGGACAGACAGGAAAGGAAGAAGGCGAAGACGAAAUCGAAAAAGAAGAGCAAGAAAAAGAAGACUACACCAGUCCAUGAUGAAUUCUAGAGGACGUUAAAUCCACCUGUCUGUAUUCAUACGAGUCUCACUCAACACUCAGACAAGACGUAAUAACGGCCAUUGUUGGAAAAAAGAAAAUAAUGGCCAAAUAUUCACCAACAAAGCCAUUACUCAGGGCGAGUUUUAGUGCAAGGCGUUUGCUGCAUUGCCUUCAGUGCUUUUACCUACAGUAGUUGGUAUUUUACAGAGACAGUAAAAUAAUUUUUAUUGGU